Chrysoperla carnea is the source of this 1232-nucleotide messenger RNA. RefSeq lists its product as uncharacterized. The record is from RefSeq and is a predicted model, not a curated record. Gene Ontology annotation, molecular function: chitin binding. NCBI's taxonomy places the organism in Eukaryota, Metazoa, Arthropoda, Insecta, Neuroptera, Chrysopidae. Gene Ontology annotation, cellular component: extracellular region. The transcript is spliced from 2 exons. The coding region runs from base 40 to 369 and encodes 109 amino acids.
UUUUUUUCGACCAAAACAAAAAAUUUAAUCAAAACAAAAAUGAAAUUCAGUAAAUUCAAUUGUAAUAAAUUUUACUGCAAAUUUGCAACGAUAUUAUUAAUUUUUGGAUGUGUUUUCCAUAAUACUAUGCAGAAACCAUUGGAACACAGUUUCAUUUCAUGUUUAUUCUCAAGAAUGUCACCAUGUGGUCGUAAUUCAUUGUGUAAAUCGGAUAUGCGUGGAAUUUAUCCACAUCCCGAAAAUAACAAUCAAUAUGUAAAUUGUUAUGGUGAAAAGACGUAUAUUUUAAGUUGUGGUCCGGGUGCAGUAUUUGAUAGAUUAAGUAAAAUGUGUAUUCGUUAUGUGGCAGCAGAAUCGAAAUAUUAUUAGCAGAAAAGAAAACACAUUUUUGUUUUAGAAUUUAAUUUAUUUAUUAAACAAUAAUUUUAUAAUAAUUAUUAUUAUUCCAGAAAAAAAAUUAUGUAUAUUAUUAUUAUAUUUUAAUAUAUUUAGGAAAUAUUUUUCAAAAAGAAAAACAUAUGGAUGAACCAUUAAGGAAAAAUGCUGUUUAGGCUUGCGUUCUUGUAUUAAUGGCUGCCCAGUAUGAUGACGUGAUCGUCGAUAGUACUUGGGCAAAAAAAUACCCAACCAUACUGGGCAGUUUGACGUAAAAAAUGGAUGCAAGCUAGAAUUCUAAGAGGAAAUAUUUUUCCUACAAUUUUUGUACAAGAAAAGAGGAGAGUAGUGAUUUAAUAGUUUAUAAAAAAAAUAUUGAUAAGUUAACCGUGACACUUAUUUAAGGUCAAUGACAAGAGCUUUAAUUUACCUUCUAAAUAAAUUAAGGUCGAAAAUCAAUAGUUAUUACAUUUCAUAACGUUUUGGAAAAAUUAGAAAUUUUUUUUGCAGCAAUUUUUUUAAUCAUUUUACAAGCUAUUGAAAAACAACAAAUGAUUUAAGAGUUAAAUUAAAACAAUUACCAUAUUUUUCAAAUGAAUUGCUGUUAAAACCAGAAUUAUAACUUAUUAAACGAUUUUUUACAGUUAAUUUUUUUUUUUUUAAAUUAAUAUUGUAAUAUAUUUUGUUUUGAUAAUGAUUUGUAACAAAAAAAUUAAAAAUUACCACAAAACAAAAUUCAAAAUCUUAAAUAAGUUGCUGUAAAAGAAAUACAUAAAAAUGAUGUUUUUUGUCAUAAAUGAAAUACGCACGCGCAUACGCACGCGUGUUAAAAGUAUUAUACUAUUAUGUAAACAUAA